Caenorhabditis briggsae is the source of this 321-nucleotide messenger RNA. Lineage: Eukaryota; Metazoa; Nematoda; Chromadorea; Rhabditida; Rhabditidae. The record is from RefSeq and is a predicted model, not a curated record. The coding region runs from base 1 to 321 and encodes 106 amino acids. The transcript has 3 exons.
AUGAACUCGAUCAUCUCCACACUGACAUUUCUAGCACUCAUUCUGGCCAUCUAUUCCAUGCCCGAUCCACCUUCGUUUCCUAUUAAAGAAAUUUGCGCUGCAUACGGUGAAAAAUGUGUGAACAAACUGAACAGAAGGGACUGCCCGCAGAGAAUUGUGGAAUGCGAGAAGUAUGCAAACCAAGGAGUUAGAACAACAUGGUCUUUCUGCAUGUUCUCCAACAACUACGAUCUUUCCGCAUGUCAUCAGAGGUCACAAAUCGACUUCCAAAUCAUUCAGUCAUGGAUCAGCAAGGAUCAAUUCAAGUACCUUCCAGAAUAA